GACCAUGAUAGCAACAGUGUUGAAGCGGCGCUCUCUAUUCCAUCCACUGUCUCACUCCAUUCCUGGCUCUUUCUCACACCUCGUCCACUGCGAGACUGGCUAUCUCAAGGUCAGUGCGCUCAUAUGAGGAAAACAACUCUUGAAGCAAGAUAGCGGCCUUUCUACAUCUCGUCCUACCAAACCAAACCAGUCCUAGUUGGAAGUUGAAUGAGAAGAUGGGCUCUGCAUUUGUUACAACAUGUACGGGUUUCUUUGUGAUACUCAUAACGUUGAGUUAUUCUUCAUCAUCACAUUCAAAUAGGGUUGGACUCGUUUCACAAUCGAAUAAUGCAGUUGCCCUGAAGAUAUACGAGGCACUAUCCAGUAAAAACAACAAGAAUAUUCUGAUCUCGCCAAUAAGCUUGAACUAUGCACUGACUGCUCUGACCAUUGGAACUGAGGGGCAGAGCUAUGAUGAGUUGACGAAUGCUUUGAAUACACCAAAGGACUCUGAUCGAUUGAAAAAGGCUUACAAAGACUUUACCAGAAAUCUAUCGCAUGACAGAAAUCUGACGAUUGCGACUAAAUUUUUCAUUGACAAUGAAUUUCAAGUCAAAGACGCCUACAGGCAAGAUAUCUCAAGAUAUUUCGGCUCUACCAUUGGAAAGAGUGAUUUCAAACACAAUCCAGAGCCUUCUAGAUUGGAAAUUAAUCGAUGGGUCGAAGAUAACACCAACAACAGGAUAAAGGAUAUGCUUCCAUCAGGUAGCGUUGACUCAAAUACAGUUGCAUUCAUAGUGAAUGCAGUUCAUUUCAAAUCGGAUUGGCUGUAUCCGUUUGACAAAGCACUGACUCGUUCUGGUCCAUUCCAUGGUCUGGACAGGAAGACUGACACUCAAAUGAUGACAGUGACUGCUCAUUUCGACUACAAAUCAGACGAUGGUCUUGGUGUCGAUAUCGUUUCACUUCCAUACAAGGGAGACUACACAAUGCUUUUAUUAGUACCUCGUGAGAAGAGAGGAAUCACAGACGUGGAAAAAAGACUGGUUCAAUUGAGAUUGAAUUCGAACGCGUCACUCAUUGACACGCUCAUGACAGGAAUGUACAAACGCGAGAUCGAAUUGACAAUGCCAAAGUUCACUCUCGAUGUGAAAACUGAUAUGAAGGACGUGCUCAAAGAGAUUGGAGUGAGAAGUAUCUUCCACCAGGGAGGCUUGACAAAAAUCUCUGAUAAUCCGGGUCUAGUAGUUGGUGACGUCAUUCAGAAAGCCUACAUCAAUGUUGAUGAAACUUCCACUGAAGCUGCCGCUGCUACAGCUGUCCAGAUUGGAUUCUACAGCUUGAACAAUGGCGCUCAUGUACUCAAAGUUGAUCAUCCUUUUCUUUUUCAAAUUGUUCACACUCAUUCCAGAAUGUCUGUAUUCUCUGGGCGGAUCAUUGUGCUUGAAUAAUAAUGCUUGGCUUUUUAACUUCGCUUUUCCAUUACAAUAAUAAGAAUGAAUUUAUCAUCAAUGUUGACAUUAUAUCUUCACUUGGAAAGAUACAUAUCAUAUUUAUCAAUCCUAUAUAUAUAUAUAGUGAUAACAUUAAAAUUUUGAUCAAGUA
Molecule: messenger RNA, 1584 nt
Organism: Nilaparvata lugens (brown planthopper)
Lineage: Eukaryota; Metazoa; Arthropoda; Insecta; Hemiptera; Delphacidae
Product: serine protease inhibitor
Exons: 8
Coding region: 216-1430 (404 amino acids)
Molecular function (GO): serine-type endopeptidase inhibitor activity
Source: RefSeq, a predicted model, not a curated record